Penicillium brevicompactum is the source of this 1626-nucleotide messenger RNA. Its product is annotated as snoRNA-binding rRNA-processing protein UTP15. Gene Ontology annotation, molecular function: protein binding. NCBI's taxonomy places the organism in Eukaryota, Fungi, Ascomycota, Eurotiomycetes, Eurotiales, Aspergillaceae. The transcript has a single exon. Gene Ontology annotation, cellular component: nucleolus. The record is from RefSeq and is a predicted model, not a curated record. The coding region runs from base 1 to 1626 and encodes 541 amino acids. Gene Ontology annotation, biological process: rRNA processing; positive regulation of transcription by RNA polymerase I.
AUGGCGGCGCCCGUCCUGCCUCUGCAGCAGGUUAAGCUUGCCUCGUUGCCUUCGACGCAAUUAACGCCGGAGCAACAAUACUGGCGAACCUUUAAAAACCCUCUCUUGAUCCCCUCACCGGCCAAUGGUCCCGUCAAUCUCAUCACUCAGCCCGCCGUCCCCUCCUCCGCCGCGGCCUUCCCAUCCCUCACAUCACCGCCCGAUAUCUUCACCGUUACAACAGGCGCACGAGUUCAGAUCUACUCUAUUCGCACACGAAAGCUCCUGCGAACAAUUACCCGAUUUGAGGAUACUGUGCGCAGCACGGAUGUUCGUCCCGACGGUCGCGUCUUGGUCGCAGGUGACGAUACAGGUGCCGUGCAGGUUUUCGACGUCAAGUCGCGCGCCAUUCUGAAGACAUGGAAGGAACACAAGCAGCCCGUCUGGGUGAGCAAAUUCUCACCCAGCGACCCUACGUCGCUCCUCACAGCCAGUGAUGACCGCACCGUACGGACAUGGGACCUAGCGUCGCAGAACAGUUCGCGCUCUUUCGUCGGUCACACCGAUUACGUCCGUACUGGUGCUUACAUGCCUGGUUCCAUGGCUUCUUCCGGUCUGGUUGUCUCUGGCUCUUAUGAUCGCACCGUUCGUCUCUGGGAUCCCCGCGUGGCGAACCGCGCUGCUAUGACUUUCAAGAUGGGUGCGCCGAUCGAGAGCGUCCUGCCCAUGCCUGCUGGAACCACGGUUCUGGCCUCUGCCGAUAACAAGAUCGCUGUGCUUGAUAUUGUUGCCGGAAAGCCUUUGCAUAUGAUUCAGAGUCACCAGAAGACCGUCACCGCUCUCGCGCUGGCCUCAAAUGGUGAGCGCCUGCUCUCUGGUGCGCUUGAUGGACACAUGAAGGUCUUCGAGACCACGGGUUGGAACCCUGUCUCUGGAUCCAAGUACCCGUCACCUAUUCUUUCUCUGCGUGCGAUUACCUCCGGAACUGAACAUGAAGAUAAGCACAUUGCCGUCGGUAUGCAGUCUGGUUUGCUCUCCAUCAAGACCCGUCUCUCCGGUCAACAGAAGAUCAAGGAGAAGGAACGCCGGAAGGAAAUGGCCGCCCUGCUCGAGGGCAAGUUGGAGGAGCAUGACCGCGAAGUCGCCAAGAAGAACAAGACCCGCGGUUCGGGUUGGGAUAAGCGUCUGCGCGGACGCGACUUCAUUGGCGAAGGCGUCGAGAUCGUUAUUGAAGGCCAAGACGGCAAGAAGCGCAAGAGAGAGGCAUCAUGGGAGAACGACCUCCGCAAAGCUCGCUAUGCCGUUGCUUUGGACCAAGUGCUCGCCUCCGGCGAUAAGACCUCCACCCUCACAUGUCUUGCAGCCCUCCGCCACCGCUCUGCCCUUCGCGCCUCCCUCAAGGACCGCGACGAAGUCACUCUCCAGCCCGUUCUCCAAUGGGUGCACAGCCACAUCCGUGAGCCGCGCCUGGUCGAUCUCACCGUCGAGAUCGCCAUGAAUCUCCUCGAUAUCUACUCCGGUAACCUUGGUCAAUCUGCACAAAUCGACAAGAUGAUCGAGCGUCUGCAUGGCCGGGUCCGCAACGAAGUGGAGAUGGCUCAGCAGGCAUGGCAAACUAAGGGUAUGCUUGACAUGUUGAAAGCCUGA